AACUACUGAGAAAAAAAAAAGGUUUUACAUAAUCACUUGCACGAUGCUAAAUGUGAAAGAGACCCUUUAAAAGGAGGCAUUUACACUGUGUGUGCGUGUGAAGGACAAGCAGCAGACAGUUCAGCAGGGUCUCUACACCAGAUUUGCAAACAUGGUUACAUCUUACCCCCUUCCUGAAGGUUUUACUGAGAUUGAAGUCUUUGGCAUUGGCACGACACUUCUAGUCCAAGCUCUACUUGGAUUUAUUUUAAAUGGCUUGACAAUCGCCUCAUUUUACAAAAUAAGAGAGCUCAGGACACCUAGCAACCUGCUCAUAAUAAGCCUAGCAGUGGCAGACACGGGAUUGAGCAUCAAUGCUUUUGUUGCUGCUUUUUCCAGCUUCUUAAGAUAUUGGCCCUAUGGAUCAGAAGGAUGUCAGAUUCAUGGAUUCCAGGGAUUUGUUGCAGCUCUGUCCAGUAUCAGCUCAUGUGCUGCAAUAGCGUGGGACCGCUAUCACCAAUAUUGUACCCGUAGCAAACUACACUGGAGCACAUCAAUUUCAGUGGUGAUGUUUGUCUGGGGCUUCUCUGCAUUCUGGUCUAUGAUGCCAUUGUUUGGUUGGGGUGAAUAUGACUAUGAACCUUUAAGAACUUGUUGUACGUUGGAUUAUUCCAAAGCUGACAGAAAUUUCAUCUCUUACCUUUUUCCUCUGGCAUUCUUCGAGUUUCUAAUCCCUCUGUUUAUUAUUAUGACUGCUUACCAGUCCAUACAUCAGAAGCUGAGGAAAAGUGGCCAGAAGAUAAACUCUGGAUUACCAGUAAAAUCACUGAUCAUAUGUUGGGGUCCAUACUCACUGCUGUGCUUUUAUGCAAUUAUUCAGGAUGCAACAAUCCUUUCACCAAAGUUACGGAUGGUGCCUGCUCUCUUGGCCAAGAUGUCCCCUGCUGUGAAUGCCUAUGUGUAUGGACUUGGAAAUGAGAACUACAGAGGAGGAAUUUGGCAAUUCCUCACUGGACAAAAAAUAGAAAAAACUGAAACUGACAAUAAAGCUAAUUAACACAUAUUUAAGUCCCUGUUCUGUUUCACACUGUAGCGGACAAAAACUGGUGUUAUGAAAGUGUUUGGAUUGUUGUGCCUUGAAACAGUUUGUAGUGUGCAACUUUACCGCAAGUGAGGAGCUACUUACAGUUUACUUCAUGUCAUGUUUCUGUAUCCUAAAUUAAAAGACAACCAAUAUGUACAAAUAAAAAGGGUGUUUGGGUAAUAUAUUAUUGUUAUGUAAUAAUGACUAUGUGCCUUAAUCAAAAUAUAUUGUGGUUUAUUAAAAAAAAA
Messenger RNA from Rana temporaria (common frog), 1311 nucleotides. RefSeq names its product retinal G protein coupled receptor (gene RGR). The record is from RefSeq and is a predicted model, not a curated record. The coding region runs from base 152 to 1036 and encodes 294 amino acids. Lineage: Eukaryota; Metazoa; Chordata; Amphibia; Anura; Ranidae. Gene Ontology annotation, cellular component: membrane. Gene Ontology annotation, molecular function: G protein-coupled receptor activity. Gene Ontology annotation, biological process: phototransduction; G protein-coupled receptor signaling pathway; visual perception. The transcript has 7 exons.